CCCAGCCUGCACACACAGAGUUGCAGCUGCACCAGUGCGGCAGAGUGCGUGGCUCUCCGCGCAUGCAAGAAUAUGUGUACUACUAGGUGUGUGUGCGUGUGUUUUGUACAUAGAUGUGUGUAAAACAUAUUUGUACUGUGCGACGCGCAACAAUAUCGCUGUCAAGCAAUUUUGACGCCGUUUCUGCUCGCGCGUGGACGACGAAUAUUCUUCCCAAAUCAUCGUCAUCAUUCGCGGGUGCAGCUGGGAUCCACUCGAACGUGUCGUAAUUAAGAUCGGCGACGUUUUCGUGAAUUCGUAAUUCGGGUCCGGAUCGAUAUUUAUGCGUCAACCCUCCGGCUCGCUUCCGCAACCCUUCGUCCGCGAUAGACAGGGCUUUCAAAAGUGACGUAGACACGCGGAUGGAGUGAGGGAGAAGCUCGGUCUCGUCGUUUCUCGAAUUGACACUUGACAUUGCGUUGGAGCAGCUUCGAGGAAGAGGAGGAAGACGCUGUUUUGGGUGAUUUUUUUUCUCCCGAAGAGAGUGCACGUGUGCGAGUCCCGAGCAGAGAGGUGCAACUAUCGAUCGCGUCUCCGCUGUCUCGAAAAGCGCGUGUCUCCGUUAGCCGGUUCGGAAAAGGAGAGAGAGAGAAAGAGAGAAAAAAGAGAAACUGACAUUUUGCGCAAAUGUCAAACGCGCUCCCGUAACUUCCGCGCAAUUGGAGCGUGGCCUGCGAUAAAAUCUGGAAGGAAACUGGAUUCCUUUCUUCCCCAAUCGAGAGUGAUGACAGAUAUGUGAGGGCGAUGACUCGGGACACGUGAUUACGAGGAAGCGAUCAAAAGCUGUCGGAAGAUUAAACAUUGACUGAGAGAAAAAAGGAAACGGAGAUAUCGUACUGUCAUGGAUUGGAUAAGGAGGCAGGACAUCAAGGAAGAGUCGCAGAAGAUCCCUAACGUUUUGACACCGGAGGAUGACGACGAGUGUUACUUCGAGGAUGAGACGGUAGACGAGGGAAUGGGUCUCGACAAUGUAAGCUCGGCAACCCUCAGGCCCUUUAACUCGGACAUCAACACGCCGAGGAUCGACAGCUACAGGUUCUCCAUGGCGAAUCUCGAAGAUUCCCAGGAUGUCGAUCUGGACGCGAUCCUCGGUGAAUUGUGUGCCCUGGAACGACGCUGUGACGGUGAUAUUGCCUCCACUCCUGCGCCAGAUGCACAAAGGCCAGGACGACCCAGCAGCGCGAGAAUCAAUCCGGGUGAUAGCACUGACAUCAAAAAUGAAGGAGGUAUUCGCACUGAUAGUCCCGACAAUGACAGCGCGUUCUCAGACACGGUGUCUAUGUUAUCCAGCGAAAGUUCGGCAAGCAGUAGCGGUUCCGGACACAAACCACCUCAGACUGCCAUACACACAGCCCCUCAACAGCAGCCGCAUCAACUUGUUGAUGCAGCGAGCAGAGCGAAGGCGGAGAAGAUCCGUCUGGCGCUGGAAAAGAUGCGCGAGGCGAGCGUGCAGAAGCUCUUCAUCAAAGCGUUCACGCUGGACGGAAGCGGUAAGAGCCUCCUGGUCGACGAAGGGAUGAGCGUCGCACACGUGUGCAGGCUGCUCGCGGACAAGAACCACGUGCCGAUGGAUCCGAAAUGGGCCGUGGUCGAGCAUCUGCCGGAUCUCUUCAUGGAGAGGGUUUACGAGGACCACGAGUUACUGGUGGAGAAUCUUCUGCUGUGGACCAGAGAUUCUAAGAACAAGCUGCUCUUCGUCGAGAGACCGGAUAAGACCCAGCUAUUUCUCACGCCCGAGCGAUUUCUUCUCGGUCCCUCGGAUCGAGGCGGGGGCGAAUACGACGAUCACUCGAGAAACAUUCUAUUGGAGGAGUUCUUCUCGAGCAGCAACGUCGGCGUGCCCGAGGUCGAGGGUCCACUGUACUUGAAGUCGGAUAGCAAAAAGGGCUGGAAAAGGUAUCACUUUAUUCUGCGAGCCUCCGGUCUUUAUUACUGGCCGAAGGAGAAGGCGCGCACCGCUCGGGAUCUCGUUUGUCUCGCGACAUUCGACGUUAAUCAGGUUUAUUACGGCGUCGGUUGGCGAAAGAAAUACAAGGCGCCCACGGAUUUCUGCUUUGCCAUCAAGCACCCGCGACUGCAGCAGCCCAAGUCUACCAAGUACAUCAAGUUUCUCUGCGCGGAGGACAACACCUCCCUGGAGCGAUGGAUGGUCGGUAUUCGCGUUGCCAAGUACGGCAGGCAGCUGAUGGAGAACUAUCGGGCGUUGGUGGACGAGUUGGCUCAGGAGGAUCUGGAUCUGCUGGCUCACGCCAGAUCGUGCUCGGUCAGCUCCAUCGCCACGCCGCCAAAUCAAACUCAGUACAACACGACGAACGACAACGCGAGGCAGUUUGCGGAGAACGUGAGGCAGCACAGCAACGAAACGACAAUCGUCUCCUCGACGAGGCAAUACGACGCUAGCCAGAGGCAGAGCUACAACAAUCCGGAACAACGGCAAAGCUUUGACGGCAGGCUCAGCAGAGCGAGCAGUUCCAGCUCCAGCGGAUGCUUGUCUGACGGGGCACCGAGUAGCUGUGAGGUGGCCUUCGAGUGCGGCGAGUUUCCAACCGGCACGAUAAAACGAAAACCGUCUAUGAAUCCGAAACUGCCCCUUACGUCGAUCACAAGACAGUUGAAGGAGGUCGGCGAGACUGUGCGGGACGAGCCAGACUCUUGUCCGAGUCCGACGAGCUCGGGAUCCGGGACACUAACGAGAAGACACAGUCGCCGACGAAGCGGGACCGAUUCCGACGGAUCCGGAACUCUGAAGAGACAUCAUAGAUCUGGAAACGCGACGCCCGUUAGUCCAGUACCGCCUGGCACACCUGUAAGAGAGAGAACGAGCCCUAUGGGCUACAGCAGGUCGGAGAGUCAGGAAUCCAAGACACCGACGAGUCCCAUGCAAGCGUGUAUGAUGGAUUCGAUCACGUCACUGCCGCCGCCACCAUCGCCGUCGAGAGUCGUCGAGGAAGUCGAGUCCGACAACGAGCCGCUUCCGCCGCCGCCACCCGAGAUGUUCCGAUCGAAUCUCUCCUUGGACUCUCUGCCGCCGCCACCGGCGCCCGGCGAGCUUCCGGUUUGCAACACGCCGGAACUCACGGGCUCCUCUCUGAGCCUGGUCUCGCUGCCGCCGCCGCCCAGUCCGCUGGUGGGCGAAACCGGAACGAUACGUCGCGCCAGACCCAGCAAGCAGUCCACCCCUACGAACUCUAUAACUCCCGAAGGCACCCCUACGCACAAUCCCAGGCCGCAGUCGAAUCAGAUGUACGUGAACGCCAAUAGUGUCGCGCUGAACAGCAACUCGGUCCAGAACAACAGUCAGAACUCGAGCACGGCGAAUAGUACCGCCAACUCCGUAUCCUCCCCUCCGCAUAGUUCCUACCCAGGAUCGACGGCGAGCACGCCGACUUACAACCCGAGUUCGCCGAACUUUGCGUCGCCGCCUCCGUUUGUCCCUCCACCGGCUUACGGCACUCAGCCGCAGCAGCAAGUCAAUUCCCAAAGCCUCGGUAGGCAGAACUCGAAGGUCGAGCCUAUGUACGCGAGUCAUCAGCCCAACCACAACACGAUCCAACCGAUCAGGCCGAAUCCCAACAUGGACACGGUUCGGCGCAGCGCUAUGAAGCAAGGAAGCGGGCAUUACGCGACGCCGCCGUACCUGGCGGAGCUGAAGGCCGCCUCCAGUCCUCAACCUCAGCGCCGGGUGACCAUACAGGAGCCACCGACGUCGCCCAAGUCGAAGACCGGCACCGGCAAGAAGAUCUCGUUUAAUCUACCGCCCCAGCAGGACUCCGGUAGUCCAGCUCUGCCACAGCGAAAGCCGACACCACCCAGGAGGUCCGACAGCACCAGGCUGACGUCGCCGAAGAAGCUUGCGGCGUCCGACCAGGCGCCGCCGGGCGACUUUCUGAAGGAUCUUCAGCGAGUGAUGAGGAAGAAGUGGCAGGUCGCGCAGAAGUGCAAGCUGGACUCGACGACGACGCCGCACGAGGUGCUCGGCUUCCGGGAUCCGCCGCCCGCCGUCGCGGAUUACAGGGAGACCAACGUGUCCAACUGGGUGCAGGAGCACUACGGCGCGGACAAUCUCUACGAGAACGUUUACGCGACGGAUCCACACGCCCCGGUCGAGUAUGCCUCCAGUCCGGCCCGGCAGCCGUCGGUUAGGUUCGCCGACGAGAAUCGCAGCAUGAACAUUGUGAACGCGAUCGCAGGGAAAAGGAGGCCGCCGCCGCCGCCGCCGAAACGGGCCGAGACCACGCAUCUCACCACCAGGGCGAUGCACUGACAAUAGCAGAUAAUCCAGCCCCAUCCCGAGAGGCGAUGGUACUGCUGUCUCUGCGGCUGGUGGAAGGAAUGAGUUUCUCAUCCGUUCUUCCGGGACACGCCGGCGACUCUAGGUCGAGUUCGUUCGCUGCGCCUUGCUGUUUCCGGAGAAUCGUCGACGGGGAAACCGCCAGGGAAAGGUUGUAUAGUUUCGCUGCGUUACUUUGUUGCCGGACUUUAUGCUGAUGUCCACUUUGGGAGGAAUAUUGAGAGAAGUUAAUAUUUGUCAAGUGAAUUCUGGACGUCUCUCUCUCUCUCUUCGCUCGUAAACAGUUCCAUGGGAAGGACUGGAUCGAGGGAAAAUUUAUGCAAGCGUCGCUCGAUCAGAGGAAGAUGUUCGGAUUACAAAUAAUGAGAUUACUGAUGGAAGUCCCGACGGAGGAUUAACGAGGGGAUGAAUUUUCGAUGAACCGUCCUUACCGGAAGGCUCUCUGAUCUAGCCAGCGGAGCUAAACCGGAAGCUACGUGAAUGCUCUGUCGAGCCAAGCAACGAAUUGAACUGAACGAGCCAGCGAUAGUGAAGUCGAUUAGUACACAAGGAAUACUGCCGCACAUACAUACAAAGGAUGUGAUAUAAACCGUAAGCGCGUACAUCCUCGCGUGUGAUCCAAGGAAAAUGGAGGAAAAAGGGAACCAGCAACGCGAACUAGAACGCACAACGCGCGAGUUCUCUUUUGUUAUACGCAUAUUUUAUAACCGCUAACUGCCUCUGCGUCUGCGAUUCUCUCAAGUAUACUUGGAUGUGUGAUAAAUUAAAUAUAAAGUAAAAGAAGUAAUCUAAAUAUUCUAUGAAAGAAGUAAUCUAUAUAAUAUAUGCGGAUGAUCCGUUCGAAUGUUCUCGAGUUUAAUAUUUAUUCAAAUUAGUGAUCAUCUCUGAAUAUACAAUAAUUGUCCGAUUUAUCUAAUUUAAUAAAUAAUUUAUCCAAGUUUCAUAUUUGCUCUUCAAGGAUAUUGCAAAAAUAUUUUACGAUGCGUAUAUGCUUGAAAAAAAAUG
Molecule: messenger RNA, 5335 nt
Organism: Nylanderia fulva
Lineage: Eukaryota; Metazoa; Arthropoda; Insecta; Hymenoptera; Formicidae
Biological process (GO): signal transduction
Source: RefSeq, a predicted model, not a curated record